AUGGCUUAUUCAAAACAAUCAAGUCCAUCAUAUUAUAUGGAGUUUUUACGUUGUGCUUUAUGUUCACAUGAUUUUGAAUAUAAAAAUCCAUUAUAUCAUCCAAUAACAUUACCUAAAUCUGGUCUUACAAUGUGUAGACAAUGCAUUGGUAUAAUACGUGAUGAAACAAAAUGUCCACAUAAUCAUGGUCCAGUUGAAAUAAAUUAUAUACCAAUUGAUGAAUUACCAACGAAUUAUCCAUUAUUAUUUAUUCUUUAUGAUCAAUCAGAAUUACCUAAAGAUCACCGAGUACGUCAUGGUCAUUGUCAAUUUUAUACUACAUUUGAUUAUGAAACAAAACAAGGUUUUAAAUGUACAGAAGAACUUUUUGGUCAAAUAUCAAAUGUAAUUAAAACAAUAAUUAAUGAUAAAGAACAUCAAUCAAUAUUCAAUCAUUCAAUGAUACGAAAAAUAUUUAGUUUAUUAAAUAGUCAAUAUAUUAAUAACGAAAGUGGUUUAAAAAUUCUUAAAGCAACACGUAGUCUUGCUGAAGAUCUAUGCAUGGAUUUGAUUUUUCGUCAUCAAAAUCCUCAACAAACGGGAUCAUAUUCAUUUUUAUCUUUAAUAAAACAAUUGAUGAAGCUUAUCGAGAAACAUACAACUGAGAAUGAUAUAAUAGUCAAUCGGUCAUAA
This is a messenger RNA of Rotaria sp. Silwood2, 672 nucleotides long. Lineage: Eukaryota; Metazoa; Rotifera; Eurotatoria; Philodinida; Philodinidae. The record is from the annotation of a GenBank genome assembly.